Messenger RNA from Cyprinus carpio (common carp), 1681 nucleotides. RefSeq lists its product as uncharacterized. The record is from RefSeq and is a predicted model, not a curated record. NCBI's taxonomy places the organism in Eukaryota, Metazoa, Chordata, Actinopteri, Cypriniformes, Cyprinidae.
UGUAAUAACUUUCCGGGGAGUAAAAUUAGCGUUUUUGGGUGGUAAAUAUUCCGUUCCACUUCCAGGGAGGGAAGGAGGAACAUUCAAGCGGGAAACCAUAUACCUGGCAACACUGAUGAAAGAGCGCAUGCGACCAUCACUGUCUGACAAUCAAUCACAAUGGAAAGUUUUGUGUUCUUCAGAGGUAACAAGCGAAUCACUUUAAAAGAAAAUGACCUUGCAACUGACAAGAUCGGCAGGAUCUUUCAGGUAAAGUUACUGUAGAUUCAACUACAAAUGCCAUUUCACACUGCACGGACCAAGGCACUUUGCCUGGUUUCGUCGGAUCAGUGUGUUGGCUCUGUUAGCAUUUGUUUAGGUAAUUUGGUGAUUGUAGACCGUGGUCGGAGUCUGUCGGUGUAGGGUACCUCUCUAUGUCUAUUAAAAAAAAAUCACUAUGCUCUUUACAAAACUUUUGUUCAGAAUACACCAUUUUGAUGUUCUGUCAGAAGGGAGGCCCACUGUCUUUGAAAACAAUUGGAUGCCAUCUGUUAAAUUACACCAUAAAUUCCAGUGGCCUGAUAAAUAUCCUGAACUUGUUUAUAUUGAAAAUAAAUAUCUUUAAGGUCCAUGGCCCCAGUUUGUACAUCACUGAUGACAACAAUGUGGCUCUGUUUCCUGCGCCUGAUGGCCACUUCAGUCUUCUUGACCUCACAGUAAGGGGGCAUUAUGAGGUGCACGGUGAGAGCAUCACCGUGGAGUGUUCACCUAAUACACCUGUAACGCCCAACCCUACUCGCUUUUCCUUCCACCAGCCAGUCAGUGCAGCAGCGGGUUCUGCAACUGGUUCUUCUGCAGUUCCAAGAGCAACUAUGCCAAAAACUUUCCAAAGGAAUAUUUUCAUUGCUGAACCUCAUGAUGGCAAGUUGGAGACCAGCAAAACGUUAACGGUGCGUUUUUCUGAGUUUGAGUCUUCUGUUUCGGGUAUUCUGAGUAAAGUUAAAGAGGCCCUUGGACAAGAAGACUCACUGAUCCUGACUGAUGGCCAAGGAAAGGAAAUCCUGGAUUCUGAAGGAACCAGAGGAUCAGCAUACUGGAAGCAGAAUGCACGGAAAGUAUUUGCUGUGCUGCAGGAAGAAUUCCUGCAGCUACGAGAAAGUAAAAGGAGGAGACUGAGUCGAAGAGAAGAUACUGGCCUCCAAGAGGUUGUGGACACUAUUGAAGAGGUUGUGGCAGCAGCCCAGGGACUGCAAGCAGUGUCCACAACGAUGAAAGAGCUAAUGGAAUUUGCCAAUUCCAAUCGGAGGACGACAGUAUCCCUUACAGAUGCAGAAACCACAGCUGUCAGAGAUGCUUUUGCGUGUAUAAUCUGCAAAGGUCCAAUGAACGAGCCCAUGGUUUCAUCAUGAUGCCAAAGCUUUAUUGGCUGCAGGAUUAGCAUUGAUGAAUGGCAAACAAAUUCUCCCUCCUGCCCAAAAUGCCGUGCUGGUGAUUCUGGCAACAACAUACAAAGACUCAUGGGCCUAUCUGAUGCAUUGGCUGCACUCAGAAACAUACUCUUGGAUUAAUACUAUGUACUAGUAUUAUCAAACGUUGCACAAUUGCGUUUUACUGUUGUUUCUUUGUCCUUCAUCUCAAGAUAUGCAGUUCUAGUGCACAGUUAGAUGUGCAUCAUUCCAUAUGGUUAUUUCAUUUUGUUUUG